AAGCUGAUUGGCUAUCCGGGCUUGCACUUCCGCUUGUGGGAUUUGUACGGCACUUUUUGCGGUAACGGCUGUCCUGUGAGAGAGAGAUGCUACAGCAGAUAGUGAGCUCGUGAGAAAAUGGCGGCUCCGUGGACUAACGACAAGGAGGAGGAGUUCGUGGCCAUGAUGGAGGGAAAGCCGGAGUUAUUCGACAACACGGAGAUGAACUUCACCAACAAGACGGCGAAGAUGAACGCCUGGCUGGAGCUGGCUAAACACUUCCAGAUCAGCGAGAAGGAGCUGCGUAAGAAAUGGGACUCUCUCAGGACUCAGUACAGCAGAUACACCAAGAUGAUGUACGGAUCGGACGGACGCUUCUUCACCCCGAGGCAGCAGUGGAUCAUGCAGCGCCUCAAAUUCCUCGAUCCUCACAUCAAGCGCAGGAGCAACUACUGCACCGACCUGGACUACGAGGUGACAGUGGUUGAGAACGGCUGUGAGGACUCGAGCCCCGCCCAGGUGGACGUGGAGAUCGAGGCGGACAGUCUGAACAAGCUGGAGAUGAACCUGGACACGUCCAAGCUCUCCAAACAACUCUCUAAACGUGCGUUCCAGGAUGAGGACGAGGACGAAGUGCGUUCCUGCGGAGCCAAGAAACCCUGCUCUGACAAGCCCAGCCCACAGAUGUUCCCCAAAACAUCUGUCUCCAAGCGACAGUGCGACGAGGACGAUGAGGACGAAGAGUCGGACUCUGCGAGUCUGAGGAGGAUCGUGUGCAGCACCAUGGAGGAGAAGAAGGACGAGCGCUGGGACGGUUUCUCCGUGUAUGUCACUUCCUGUUUGCGCAGCUUGAACUCGUCCCGGAGCCGCAUGUGGGCGCAGGAAGACGUGUGCGCCGUGCUGCAGAGACACAUGGAGCGAGACGGCGAGGACGAUGAGGACGGUGCGGGGGACAGGAGCGAGACCUGCAGGAGAACCUGCUCCACCUGCUGCGGCUCUAGGAAGAACAGGAGCGAGGGCGGUGCCGGCAAACUGGCCACGCCCACCACAGACGAUCAGGACGACCUCGAGCCUUUCCUCAAGUCCAUGUCCAUCAUCAUGAAGAGGUUACCUGAGGGUGAGAGGUCAGAGGUUAAGUUCAGGAUCCACGAGCUGGUGCACAAAGCUCAGAUGAAACAUCUAACAGAACAGAAGAGCGAACAGAGGAACAUGCAGAACUCAUCUGCUCUCUGAGUGUGCGCACACACACACACACACACACACACACACCCCCCAGUGGCACUUUUGUAUACAGCUUUAUAACACUCUCUUUUUUUAACUUAUAAAUAUAUAUAUUUCAUAAAAAGGUCCGUGAGGAAUAAAUCAGGAAGAUUCUCAGAUCUUCUCUUCAUAGUGUUUUCUGCUGGAACAGGAAAAACGCUGGAGAUCUUCAAAAACAUAAAAUAAACACUGUUUCUACUUUUUAUAUUAAAGUUAAAACCUCCAGCUCCAGGCUCAGGGUUGCCAGGUUCAUCAGGAUCCCUCACAGCUGUGCUUCUUAUGAGAGACAGAGACAGAGAGACUUCACUGAUCCUGUGAGACAAAACCACACUGAAUAUUGAAUACAGAUGUGUAUAACAUUGGAAAAUAAAAGAAAACUGGAGCAAUAAAAGAGGUGUGAACGUGAUGGUGAAUAUUUUAAAGAACCUGUGUGUGAGGUGAAGAGUGGGUUGAGAUGCUGGCGCAGGCGUGUUCCUUGAGCUGUUAUUCAGGGUUGUGGUAAGACUGAUUUCCUCAGACAUUCUUCACAGCAGCAGAGGGAGGAGAGUCAGUUAGAU
Molecule: messenger RNA, 1796 nt
Organism: Hemibagrus wyckioides
Lineage: Eukaryota; Metazoa; Chordata; Actinopteri; Siluriformes; Bagridae
Exons: 3
Coding region: 118-1212 (364 amino acids)
Biological process (GO): regulation of transcription by RNA polymerase II
Cellular component (GO): transcription regulator complex; nucleus
Molecular function (GO): DNA binding
Source: RefSeq, a predicted model, not a curated record